GAGGAGCGAGGAUCCAUGGCGGCGCUGGUUGGUGUUUGCAGUGAUCUAGGGAGGAAAAAGUUGGCGUACUUCAUAAAGCCAGCUCUCUGCCUCAGAGAUCCUAAGACUCACGCGGUGCUGUGGAGAAGCUGUUCACAAUAUACGCAGGUAGCCAGCAAUGAGGACCUGCCCAUUCCAAUGGAAAAUCCUUAUAAGGAGCCUCUUAAAAAAUGUAUUUUGUGUGGAAAACGUGUAGAUUAUAAGAAUGUACAGCUUUUGUCCCAGUUUGUAUCUCCAUUUACUGGAUGCAUUUAUGGAAGGCACAUAACAGGUCUUUGUGGGAAGAAACAGAAAGAAAUCACAAAAGCAAUUAAGAGAGCUCAAAUAAUGGGGUUUAUGCCAGUUACAUACAAGGAUCCUGCAUAUCUCAAAGACCCUAAAGUUUGUAACAUCAAGUAUCGGGAGUAAAUUACAUGUCUUAUCAUCAGUAAAUGUAUUUUACAAUAAAUGGUUGUAUGGUUUUAAUAUUGA
Panthera uncia (snow leopard) is the source of this 510-nucleotide messenger RNA. RefSeq names its product mitochondrial ribosomal protein S18C (gene MRPS18C). The record is from RefSeq and is a predicted model, not a curated record. Bases 16 to 447 code for a protein of 143 amino acids. Gene Ontology annotation, molecular function: small ribosomal subunit rRNA binding; structural constituent of ribosome. The transcript has 6 exons. Gene Ontology annotation, cellular component: mitochondrial small ribosomal subunit; ribosome. Gene Ontology annotation, biological process: mitochondrial translation. NCBI's taxonomy places the organism in Eukaryota, Metazoa, Chordata, Mammalia, Carnivora, Felidae.